AGAGCUUGGAAAUGUGGAUGAAGAGAGGAGAUUGCUGGAUGACGCAUUGAGGCGCUUCCCCUCAUUUUUCAAGCUUUGGUUGAUGUUGGGACAGUUAGAAGAGAGACUUGGUAAUUCUGACAAGACAAAGGAUGCCUAUGAGUCUGGCAUUAAGAAUUGUCCCAAUUGUAUACCCCCUUGGCUGUCCCUUGCGUCACUAGAGGAGAAGAUGAAUGGGCUGAGCAAAGCUCGAGCAGUUCUUACUAUGGCCAGGAAGAAGAAUCCUCAGAGCCCUGAGCCAUGGCUUGCAGCUGUGCAGGCUGAAGCUAGGCAUGGGUACAAAAGGGAAGCUGAUGUUCUGAUGGCUAAAGCAUUGCAGGAGUGCCCCAAUAGUGGCAUUCUAUGGGCUGCUUCAAUUGAGAUGGCACCUCGUCCUCAAAGAAAAACCAAAAGUUCUGAUGCUUUAAAGAAGUGUGAUCAUGAUCCGCAUGUUAUUGUUGCAGUGGCUAAGCUGUUUUGGCAGGAGAGGAAAGUAGAGAAAGCAAGAAAUUGGUUCAACAGGGCAGUGACCCUUGCACCAGAUAUUGGUGAUUUCUGGGCAUUGUACUUUAAAUUUGAACAGCAGCAUGGAACGGAGGAGCAGAGGAAUGAUGUGUUGAAGAGGUGUGUUGCCGCAGAGCCAAAGCAUGGGGAAAAAUGGCAAGCUACAGAGAAGGCCGUAGAGAACUCUCAUGAACCAACAGAAAGCAUAUUGAAGAAGGUGGUAGCCUCAUUAAAGAAGGAGGAGAAUUUGGCUGAAAAUAACCACAACUAA
This is a messenger RNA of Nicotiana tabacum (common tobacco), 793 nucleotides long. The record is from RefSeq and is a predicted model, not a curated record. NCBI's taxonomy places the organism in Eukaryota, Viridiplantae, Streptophyta, Magnoliopsida, Solanales, Solanaceae.